Molecule: messenger RNA, 2214 nt
Organism: Neopsephotus bourkii (Bourke's parrot)
Lineage: Eukaryota; Metazoa; Chordata; Aves; Psittaciformes; Psittacidae
Product: tyrosine-protein phosphatase non-receptor type 14-like
Exons: 11
Coding region: 748-1683 (311 amino acids)
Biological process (GO): lymphangiogenesis
Cellular component (GO): cytoskeleton
Molecular function (GO): protein tyrosine phosphatase activity
Source: RefSeq, a predicted model, not a curated record
AAGUCGAGGCAAAGCAGGCGCCCCGCACCUGGCAGCUCUGCCCUCCUCGGGAGGGCUGCCGAAGGCACCCGUCCGGAUUGGCAGGAGCCUGCGCCCUCCUCUUCCUCCUUUUCCCUCCUCCGCAGGGUGGGUUUCGGCCCUCCUCCUUCCUUGGGGAAAGGGGGAGUAGUUUAAAGAGAAAAAAAAAGAAGAGAGAAAAAGAGAAAGGAAAUCCCAAGUCGCGUCCCCGACGUCUCCGGGCCCCGCGGCCGCCCCACAUUCCUGGCAUUCCUAAGCCGUGACUCCCCGCGCCGCCCCGGCCCCAGCCCUGCCCCGGCCCCGCCGCCUCCGGCUCGCCCGCCACUGGCCCCACUCGCCCCCGCGGGACACCAGUCCCCUCCUUCCUUCCCUUACGCUCAGCCUCCCUCCUGCCCGCACCCCGCGGGCGGCAGCCGAGCUCAGCGCGCCCCGGCCCCCCCCCAGCUCCCGGCCGCCCCGCCGAAGCUCCCCGCGGUGGCCGGGCCGGGGCGGCGGGAGCGGGUCUGCCUCCCCUCCAGCCUCCCUUCCCGUUCAGCCUGCUGCGGGAGCGCACAACGCCGGAGCCGCCGCCGAGCAGGAAUCCCUUGAAGCUCUCCCUGGGAAUGGACAGCUACCUCUAUUUCUGGAGGAGAGUCGUGGCACUUGAAGAAGCCUUCAAGGCGAGUCGACAAGGGUGCUGAUAACUCUGGGAAGAGCACAGGGAAGGGGCCGCCUUCCAGGCCAGCAGCCAUGCCUUUCGGGCUGAAGCUGCGACGGACCAGGCGCUACAACGUCCUGAGCAAGAACUGCUUUGUGACAAGGAUCCGUCUGCUGGACAGCAAUGUGAUCGAGUGCACCCUCUCCGUGGAGAGCACGGGGCAGGAGUGCUUGGAAGCUGUCGCUCAGAGGCUGGAGUUACGUGAGACACACUACUUCGGCCUUUGGUUUCUCAGCAAGAGCCAGCAAGUCCGCUGGGUUGAACUGGAAAAACCUCUAAAGAAGCAGCUGGACAAAUUUGCCAAUGAGCCUUUGCUUUUCUUUGGGGUGAUGUUCUAUGUGCCCAGUGUUUCCCGACUGCAGCAGGAGGUAACAAGAUACCAGUAUUACCUACAAGUGAAAAAGGAUGUUCUCGAUGGCCGGCUGCUUUCUUCAUUGGAGCAGGGAAUUCGACUAGCUGGUUUGGCAGUGCAAGCGGAUUUUGGAGACUAUGAUCAGUUUGAAUGUCACGACUUCCUCCGGGAAUAUGUCUUGUUUCCUAUGGAUUGGACCCAGGAUGAAGCUGUCUUGGAGGAGCUGACUCAGAAGGUUGCUCAGGAGCACCGAACUCACAGUGGCAUUACAGCAGCAGAGGCUGAGCUUAUGUACAUCAGCGAAGUGGAACGCCUCGAUGGGUUUGGACAGGAAAUUUUCCCUGUGAAGGAUAAUCAUGGAAAUGACAUACACCUGGGUAUUUUCUUCAUGGGAAUCUUCAUAAAAAACAGAAUUGGAAGGACAACUGUGAUCUAUAGGUGGAAUGACAUCGGGAAUAUAGCACAUAACAAGUCUUCCAUUGUUCUAGAGUUGAUCAACAAAGAAGAGAAUGUGCUCUUUCACACAGAUGAUCUUGAAAAUGCCAAGUAUAUUUCACGGCUGUUUGCAGCACGACACAAGUUUUAUAAACAGAACAAAAUAUGCACAGACACAUAACAUCAUUCACUAGAUCAGAAACUGUAAGAGGACAAAUCCCACCUUUCCUCUCUUCACGUAAGCACUAUAUUUCUGCCUCCUUCACCUCGUUUCUCUCCCUUCCUCAUUUUGUAUUUCCUCCUACACUCCGUGUUGCUUCCACUGCACCUGGCUACUCUAACACUGUAUGUGCUUCUGCUAGUUUUACCUAACCAAUUGCUUUUUUCCCCUUCCUGAUCUGUUGGCAUUGCUUUGAAGUGAUUGCUAUGAAUUUCAUCCAAUAGUUGUUGCUUUAAUGUUCGCUGUAAGUCACCUGAGAACUGUGCCUGUGUUCACAUUUGUUGCUUAAGAGACUUGUUUGAUUAAUUUUUAAGCCAGUUUUUCUUGUGUUUCCAAGUUAGCCAAGUAGGAUAAUGAACAGAAGGCAUGUGUGUUUUGGAACUGGAAUACUUCCUGUAUUUAGAGAAGAACUGGAAUUCUUUUCAUUUCUUCAUUAUUUUCAAUCUCAUUAAUGAGCAAUACAUAAAAAUUCUUCAUCUCUCAUUUCUCCUA